UCUACUGCCAGUGCUACUGGGGAAGCCAAAGGAUAUAAAGUAAAAAAGGACAUUAAAAUUGAGGUGCCAGAUCAGUCAGAUUUAGAUUAUGAUAAUUACUGUUGUUAUGGACUAACAGAAACAUUAGCCAAAAAAAGUCAAAUAUCCAAAAGAAAGUCAGUGGAUGUUACUACUUUGGAAUCUGAUGCCAUUAAUUCUAGUGAUAGUCAGACUGUGGUAUUAGAAAGUGAAGGAAGUUUCCUUGCAAAUGAAGGGUCAGUCAUCCGCACACGCUCCCCUUUAGCAAUUAAGGAAGAAAGUCUUAAUGAGGAAGAUACUGCUACAGUGGUCACUUCUGAAAAAUUCUGGAAAUGCACAUUUUCAAUUAGAGAUGCCUCUAGUAAACUUUACUGGUGGUGGCUACCAAGUGGUAGGAAGUGAAAUAGUUAUUGGUGGCCAACACAUGGUUGUCUUAGACUCAACUGGAUCCUCACAACACUCACAUUCAAAUGCUGAUGGUCACAUUGUAGUUACACCAUUCACAGAGAUGGAAGUUACAAAUGAUGAAUCAUCCAAUCAGUCUCCCAAUACUGCAACCUCGAAACCUCACAUUUAUAAUCCCGUCCAGGAGGCAUUAGCGGUAUCAGCCAGUUCUCCACAGGGCAUCACUGUAUGUCUGCAGUCAAUAAAAACUGAAUCAAAUACACAUGAAGACCAACAGAAAACUGUUUCAGUUGAGCAGAUGUCAGAAUUAAUUACUGAGUUUAUGUCUGUUGAUUAAGGGCACACUGUUUUACUUGGGAAGUAAAUUAUUUCUAGAAUUUUUCAA
This is a messenger RNA of Macrobrachium nipponense, 808 nucleotides long. RefSeq lists its product as uncharacterized. Lineage: Eukaryota; Metazoa; Arthropoda; Malacostraca; Decapoda; Palaemonidae. The transcript has 3 exons. The record is from RefSeq and is a predicted model, not a curated record. Bases 305 to 760 code for a protein of 151 amino acids.